UUCUUCCUUUCUUAAGAUGGCGCGAGCUUCUCUCUCGUGACUGUUGGUUCAUGCGCGCGCUGUGGGUCAAGCGUCAAAGACAGAUGGAAAUGGACGUGUGAGAGGCGACGCGUCGCUGCGAGAUCGGCCUUUGCCGUGGCCGUGACGAGGCCGUCCGAAGCGUUGGUGCUCCGCAGGUGUAGACCGAUUACUGGGAGUAGCCCGCUGACCGGCGGCGGCCCCGUCAUGAGCAGUGGCAGCAUCGGCUGCUGCGAGCACCUGGUGGAGCAGGUGCUGCGCUACGUGCCCGUGCGGGAUUUGUUCAGCUGCAGUCAGGUGAACGCCCUGUGGCAGCGACUCAGCCUGGCGCUGCUACGAGCGAAGCUCAAGUGGGUCCUCUGCAUCGCCCCCCGGAAGGACGAGGACGAGACAUGGUGUCUGCGAAGCUACUGCUCGCAGUUGCGCCGUUUCUCCACCAUUGCCCGGAAGGCAGGCAAGAAGGCCACGCUCAACUUCCUGCUCAUCUCGAUCAACCACGACGACGAACGCAGGGUGCUGGAUGGAGCCCGUCAGUCGCUUCCACAAGAUUGUGUGACGGUGCUGUUCAAGUCACAGCGCGACAGGACGCUCAAUUUUGAGGAGAGCUGCAAGGGGCUCAAUGGCGUCCUCGUCUUCGAUUCCGCCUUCAGAAAUCCGCGGCCUUCACUAAGGGGGAGACGAAACAAGUGCGCAGCCAAGUUCGCCUCUUCCGAGUCCGACACUGGCAGUCUGAGCCGGGUCUCUAAGUUCCUGCGGCGGUGGGUGCUGGGUGAUCGGGGCAGCACCCUCGUCGCGUGCUUCAAGAACACAUCCCCCGGCGUGCUCACCUUCCAAUCGAAGCUCAGUGUGCCUCUCGACGACACUGGGCGCAUAACGACUUACUACGUCGAGAAGACUACGGGCCACAAGCUACAGGUUACAACUGCUGCGCUCCUGGCGAGAAUGAAACGUCGGAGUCUGGAGUGCAUCCUCAGCUUGAGAGACGCCUUCAAGAACGUUGGCAACACGAUCGUGGUGGUGUUCCAGACAGAACCUAUGGACAUGUUCGUGAUGGAGCACAUCCGGUGCGUGUUCCACGACGUAGCCGUCAUCAGCCUCGGUGGGGAAGCGGUGGCGGAGGUGCGCUCUAUCGCAUCGGACGGCACCGCUACUCCCCCCGGCCGAGGGAGGGUCACCGUUAUGUUGCUCAGGCUGCUGCCGGCGCUCACCGACAAGACACCGAGGAAGAAGGCCUCCAAGAUUAAGUCCCGGGCAUCGGUCUAAGAUUGACUGCGGCGUGUAGCACAAAAUUUCUCACAUGCCACACGCGAGUUGUCUCCUUUUCGAUCAGUGCGGAUCUCGCGUGCACAUCCCGUUCUUUCAUGACUCACGUGCAGUGGGCAUCGCGCCCUUUUUUAUCCUCGUUUAUCUUUCUUAUAGACUGGUACUGCUAUCCUGGACCUUGAUUCAUUAUUUCCUUCACUGUAAUUUCCUACGCAGAUGCGGCGUUUCUCUUCCUCGACGUCAAGCGUUAAGGAGUCCAGUCACGCAACACAACAGAUGCAGGUUUACCUAUGUAUGUGAAGACUAGACAGGACGUUUGCGUCGGGAACAGGGACGCUGCAGGCUACAUAAUAUUUAGCAUUUAUAAAUAAUAAAGGCUCAUUUAAAAUGUAGACAAAGCGAAUCACAACCUGUCGCAUAGAAAGAGAGUACGUCUGCACAACGCUGUCGUGCACGGUUCUCAAACGAGUAGCUCACAUGUGGUACAUUACACUAG
This is a messenger RNA of Dermacentor andersoni, 1777 nucleotides long. RefSeq lists its product as uncharacterized. Gene Ontology annotation, molecular function: protein binding. Lineage: Eukaryota; Metazoa; Arthropoda; Arachnida; Ixodida; Ixodidae. The record is from RefSeq and is a predicted model, not a curated record.